UUAUUCUGCUCUGCACCAACGACGCAGCAGCAGUUUCCUUGCGUUUGCUUUUCACCAACACUGCGCAAACUGACACACAGAUAUUGAGAGAGAGAGAGAGAGAGAGAGAGAGAAAUUGAUAUGUUUUUUUUUUGUUGCAAGAAAUUUUAUUUUCAUAUUUUGGAUAAAGCUUAAAGAACCAAACACCACCACCACCUACUCUCCUACCCCCUCUCUCUCCCUCUACAACCACCUGCAUAGGAUCUCAACUUCAUGCCUCUCUGUGUCUAUUACGCGUGUGUUUGUGUAUUAAUUCUCUUUUAAAGGAAGCAAUUGUCUUCAAGCCUUCAAGAAGAUACUCCAAGUUCUGAUCUUUUUUCAUCAAUUUUCUCCUUCUGGUGUGGCAAAAUGCCAACUGCACAUGCUACCCAUUUUAAUACAAACCACCAUUUUAGAGGUAGCAGCAGUGAUAUGUCAUUCCCGGGUGAGGUUGGUGCUGAUAUGGACUCUUCAGUGUCAGAUUGCUUGUCAGAGGUGGAUUUGGAGAGUGGGGUUUUGGAGGGGAAGAUGCAUUUGGGUGAUAAAAAUGAGAGAGAUUGUAGAAUUUGCCAUUUGGGUUUAGAGAGUGUUGAGCAAGAGAAUGGAGUGGCUAUUGAGUUAGGGUGUUCUUGUAAGGGUGAUUUGGGUGCUGCACAUAAGAAGUGUGCAGAGACUUGGUUCAAGAUCAAGGGUAACACAAUAUGUGAGAUUUGCAGUGCC
This is a messenger RNA of Jatropha curcas, 738 nucleotides long. RefSeq lists its product as uncharacterized. The record is from RefSeq and is a predicted model, not a curated record. Gene Ontology annotation, molecular function: zinc ion binding. NCBI's taxonomy places the organism in Eukaryota, Viridiplantae, Streptophyta, Magnoliopsida, Malpighiales, Euphorbiaceae.